This is a messenger RNA of Phytophthora nicotianae INRA-310, 261 nucleotides long. RefSeq lists its product as hypothetical. The record is from RefSeq and is a predicted model, not a curated record. NCBI's taxonomy places the organism in Eukaryota, Oomycota, Peronosporomycetes, Peronosporales, Peronosporaceae. The transcript has 3 exons. Bases 1 to 261 code for a protein of 86 amino acids.
AUGCGCAGCGACGAUGAUUUGCGCAAUCGCUUGUUUGCGGCGCUAUCCAUCUUGAGUGUUAGCUCCCAGACCAAGUGUUUCCAGCUCUGGAAUGCAAUGCUAUCGGUUCGUAACGGCUCCACGAAAUUUCAAACGUGUACCAGUUCAAGAAACAACCAGCUAGCGUUGUUGUUGCUGCUUGCGCUGGGACUGCAGUGUAGAGUGGCGCAUCACCCUGUGGUGGUGACGAUGGACUCUGCUUGUAUCGGUGUGGGUGGCUGA